CUGCGGGGCCAGGGAUGGCGGUGCCGGAGGAGCCGUUCAGCCCCUCGGUGCUGGGCACCAGAGAGCACUGGGAUGCUGCCUAUGACAGAGAGCUGCAGACUUUUCAAGACAUCGGAGAUGCUGGGGAAAUUUGGUUUGGAGAGGAAAGCAUGACUCGCAUCAUCAGAUGGCUGGAAAAGCAGAAGAUCCCCCUUGACAGCCCUGUGCUUGACAUUGGAACUGGAAACGGUGUUUUACUGAUUGAAUUGGCAAAGUAUGGCUUCAUGAACCUGACAGGGAUUGAUUAUUCUCCUUCUGCAAUACAGCUGUCAGAAAAAAUAAGAGAGAAAGAAGGGAUGUCCAACAUUAAAUUAAAGGUAGAAGACUUCCUGGCUCCAUCAGCUGAGCUGUCAGGCUUUGAGAUCUGUAUUGACAAGGGGACUUUUGAUGCCAUAAGCCUCAAUCCUGAUAACGCAGAGGCAAAGAGGAAGCAGUACGUGAGAUCCCUCUGCAGUGUGUUGAAACCAGAGGGCUUCUUCCUCAUCACAUCUUGCAACUGGACCAAGGAGGAGCUGUUGAACGAGUUCAGAGAAGCAGGAUUUGAGGUUCUGGAGGAGCUGCCAACACCCAAGUUUUGCUUUGGAGGAAGAAUUGGGAACAGUGUAACAGCAUUGGUUUUCCAAAGGAAAAAAGGGAGGCCAUCCAUCUUGGACAGAUGAGAUGAGAAAAGCCUAAACUUUAAACCUGACAGAAAACCUCAGACAUGUAUGUAAAUAAAUGCUCUUUGAGUACACAGUAAAGUACUAUGUAUGGAGCUCUAAGGGGCUGUAAAACGUUGCCCUAAGAACAUUUCAGCUUUGCAUAACUUGCCUUGUUCUGUCCUUGCUACAACCUCAUUUGUUGUAGGGAAGCUGCAGGUUUGGAAGAGAGAAACGAGGCAUUUGGAAUAUGGAGACUAACAGAAGUGAAUGACAUCUGUGUUUGGAACACAAAGAUUAACUGUAUUUAAUGCCUGUAUCUCUAAUCAGUGACCAAAAGAGUCACAACAAAAAUCUCAUUUCUCUGUUGUGUGGUUUAGCGUGGAGAAG
This is a messenger RNA of Melopsittacus undulatus (budgerigar), 1067 nucleotides long. RefSeq names its product EEF1A lysine methyltransferase 2 (gene EEF1AKMT2). Bases 15 to 698 code for a protein of 227 amino acids. The transcript is spliced from 6 exons. The record is from RefSeq and is a predicted model, not a curated record. Gene Ontology annotation, cellular component: cytoplasm. Gene Ontology annotation, molecular function: protein-lysine N-methyltransferase activity. Lineage: Eukaryota; Metazoa; Chordata; Aves; Psittaciformes; Psittaculidae.